UGUACCAAAGGGAGCGAGUCCUUCAGAGUAACAGUGAAGCAGCUGUUAACCUCCUCACGACCCCGGCAGCCUGUGUGAUCCUACCCGGACAGAGACAGAGACAGAGGCAGAGACAGAGGCAGAGACAGAUGGGCUCCAGGCUACCGCCAGCAGCACUCUCUUUAAAGCAGUUCCUACAGAGGCAGAAGGUUCUGGGGCUUUACAGAGGCAUUCUGAGGACCAUCCGCCAAGUUCCGGACGAGGCGGACAGGAAGUACCUGAGAGACUGGGCCCGGGAGGAAUUCAAGAGGAACAAGAACGCCACCAACCAGGAUGCUAUCCGCAUGAUGAUCACACAGGCCAACAACCACCUGGAGGAGCUGCAGAAGUCUCUGUUACUGGCCAGAAGUUGACCUCUGCAGGAGUGUUCUUUACUUUUCUUCAGUGAAGAAAAUCAGGAUUUCAAUUGGACUGACAAUAUGAUACGCCACCUGGUGGCCCUGUGUGUUCAUGUACGAGUCCAGUGCAGCUUCUGCCAAUCAGGUAUUUCAUGAAAAUUAAGAAGGCAAUAAAGAAACUGAUUUUUUUUUUCAUCA
Poeciliopsis prolifica (blackstripe livebearer) is the source of this 575-nucleotide messenger RNA. It is a transcript of the gene lyrm2, whose product is annotated as LYR motif containing 2. Gene Ontology annotation, cellular component: mitochondrion. The record is from RefSeq and is a predicted model, not a curated record. NCBI's taxonomy places the organism in Eukaryota, Metazoa, Chordata, Actinopteri, Cyprinodontiformes, Poeciliidae. The coding region runs from base 129 to 392 and encodes 87 amino acids. The transcript has 3 exons.